AUGAACAACAGCGUUUGUUGGCCUUACUUUGAUCCUGACUUUGAUACUCUCCCAGAAAGAUUAUAUGGUCCACCAUGCCGAGUCUGCAUCGACAAUGACAGCAUGAACGGAUGCACAGUGGUGAAGGUAGAUAGUGUUAACAAGGAGGGUCUCCUCCUAGAAGUGGUGCAAGUUUUGACAGACAUGAACCUUCAAAUCUGCAAAAGCUAUAUUUCAUGUGAUGCUGGUUGGUUCAUGGAUGUGUUUCAUGUUAGAGACGAGAAUGGCAACAAACUAACGGAUCAGAAAGCCAUUAACGAAAUCCAACAGGCCCUAGGAAAAUCAAGAGCCUCUCCACCAUCACAACAAUACAGCAACAUCAAUUCAGUCAUCACAACAAUGACUAACUACAAGACCUAUUCCAAUAAAUUCAUUCCUUUACUUUCUAACUCAACUGAACAGUACACAGCAAUUGAAAUGACCGGUAGGGACCGUCCCGGAUUAUUUUCGGAGAUCUCGGCCGCGUUGGUGGAUCUCCGAUGUAACAUAGUUGAAGUCCACGCAUGGAGUCACAAUGCACGACUCGCAUGCGUGGCUUACAUAUCGGAUCAAUCCACCGAUUCUGCUAUUGAGGACCCUUCUCGUUUAACCUCUAUAGAAGAUCACUUGACAACUGUAUUGCGUGCCACCACUAAUCGUAAUGGUGAUGGCACGAGUACUCGUCCAGAUGUCAAGACCUCGGAGUUUUUGGGAGGAGAAGGGAACAUGACUAGUGUGGAACGGAGGUUGCACCAACUUAUGCUUUCAGUUAGGGAUUUUGAGGCUCCCUCUUCUCCUAAAGAGAUGAAGGGAAGGAAAAGAAUGGUGACAAUUGAAAGUUGUGAACAAAAGGGGUAUUCAAUUGUGAACAUUGAGUGUAAGGAUCGUCCCAGGCUCAUGUUUGAUACUGUUUGCACGUUAACAGACAUGCAGUACGUGAUUUUCCAUGCUUCCAUCAGUUCUCAUGGAGGCUAUGCAUUUCAGGAGUAUUUUAUCAGGCACGUAGAUGGAUAUGCUUUAGAUACGGCAAGUGAGAAGGAACGAGUAAUAAAAUGCUUAGAGGCAGCCAUAGAACGCCGGGUUUGUGAGGGAGUUAGGUUAGAGUUGUGUGCAGAGAAUAGAGUAGGGUUACUGUCGGACAUAACACGAGUACUGCGAGAGAAUGGGCUGGUGGUUGUUCGAGCAGACGUUGAAACGCAUGGAGAGAAAUCCGUGAACGCUUUCUAUGUGAAGGACAUAUCAGGGAACGAGGUUGAUGUAGAGUACUUCAGCAACUCGGUGAAGAGAGAGAUGGGUCCAAUCGUCACACUCCAUGUCAAGAAUGACACCACCAGAAGAAAAACACCUUCAAAAUAUUCUCCUCUCUCCUUUGGAGGCAUGCUAAGAUCUCGGAUCGAACGUCUUUCUCAUGGCUUCAUUAUAUGACACUCAACUAGAUUAAUACAGGCCGAUUCAGUGUAAAAUGCUUCCUCACAGCCUUCACUCCCUCCUUGAGCUUCCAAUAUUCAUCCUCGGAAAUCGCAC
Vigna angularis (adzuki bean) is the source of this 1542-nucleotide messenger RNA. Its product is annotated as ACT domain-containing protein ACR2. The transcript is spliced from 8 exons. Lineage: Eukaryota; Viridiplantae; Streptophyta; Magnoliopsida; Fabales; Fabaceae. The record is from RefSeq and is a predicted model, not a curated record. The coding region runs from base 1 to 1443 and encodes 480 amino acids.